CGCCCAGCACUACAACUCCCAGCCUGCCCCGCGGCCCCAAGAAGCCCGCCGGGGAUUGGCUGGGGCGCUGGGGAAUUCCCCGGGCCCCGAAAUCCCCUUCAUGGGCCCAGCCUGAGCCAGCGGCGCCGGCCCGGGCAUGGCAGCGGCGCCCCGCGAGCCGCAGGGUUAGGGUGGGUCCCACAGUAAUGGCGGAGCUGCAGCAGCGGGCCCCGCCGGCCGGGCUGGGCGAGGCCAAGCGGCCGGAGGCGGGCGAGGACUGGUGCGACAGCGGCCUGGGCUCGCUGAGCGAGGGGCAGCUCAGCCAGAUCCAGGAUGGCCUGGGGCCCCCCCCGGAGAAGCCCCCGCACCCUGCCGCCGCCGUGACCUCUGACCCCUGCCCCGGGGGGCGCCCCGUGACCUCUGACCCCGGUGGCCCCAGGACCCCUGACUCCUGCGAGCGCCUGGACUCUGCCCUGGGCGACUCCCUGGGCGAGGAGGAAGCCGGCUGGGGGGCGGCCGUGGGGCAGGCGGUGGGGGCCAUCACCCAGGGCGUGGAGGCCGUGCGGCUCGGGGAGCCCGCGCCCCGGGCUGGGGAGACGCCCGCGGUGGGCCCCGAGGACUGGCUGCACCACGUCCUGGGCUUCGUGACCGAGGACGGGGAUACAGCCCUCCACCUGGCAGUGAUUCAUGAGCAUGAGGCCUUCCUGGAUUCUAUCCUGCAGUACACGGCCGGGACGGAAUACUUGGAUCUGCAGAACGACUUGGGCCAGACGGCACUGCACAUUGCUGUCAUCCUCGGCGCCUCCAACUUUGUCCGCAAGCUGAUGGCAGCCGGGGCGGGGCUCUGCAUGCAGGAGAAAGCUGGCCACACAGCGCUGCACCUGGCAUGCCGGGAGGGCUGGCGGGACUGCGCACAGUGGCUCCUGGCAUCGCUGAGCGGGCACAGGCCUGGCGAGGGGAAUGAUGCCUGCGCUCAGUUGGACUGCACCAAUUAUGACGGUUACACGCCACUGCACGUGGCUGUCCUGCGGAAGGACCUCGAAGUGGUCAAGCUCCUUGUGGGUGCCGGAGCCGAUCUCAACAAGGCGGAGCUGAGCUGUGGGCGGAGUCCCCUCCACUUGGCGGUGGAGUCGCAGAGCCCGGAAGUGGUGGAGUGCCUGCUGCGCGCCGGAGCGGACCCGCGGGCCCGGAUGUACGUCGGUUACACCCCCAUCUAUAGCGCCGUGCACCGGCCCAACCAAAAGAUCUUGCAGCUGCUCCGGGAGUUCGGCUCGGAGGAGCCCGACUGGGAUUCGGAGGAAAGCCUGGCUGACAGCAGCGACGAGGAAUACGACGACAUCGUCAUCAACAGUGGACACUAUAAGAACUGACGGGGCCUGGCCGGCAUCGCCUGCAGCGUGAGCCGUUACCCAUCUCCAUAAAAGACUCGCGUCCUGCUCUGCCGCUGUGGGAAUAAAUUUUGGCAGUGGCUCAAUCUCUCCGUUCCCAGCUAGUUCCAACUAUUUAUCCAAAAGCUGUGGGCUCUGGCAAAGCUCAGUGUAAAGCUCCCGCUGCUUGGAACCAGUAGCCAAAGUUCACCAGAGCUUUGAUCUAAUCCGUUUAUUUCCCCCCUCCCUUGUUCGUUUUCUUCUGUGUUUUAGUUUAGUCAGUUUAUAUCGAGUUAUUUUGAUUACGUUAAAAUAAAAUGGUAUUUCGGCACCUGCUGCUCGUUGCAGUCGCAGCUGGGCUGGAUUGUCAGCAGGAUUUCUCUGCUCGCUGCAUCUUUUGCCCUGUCGAGCCUUUGGCCGUUUGCUUUCGAAGCGGGAGUGACAUCCCUACCCGUGCAAGGGGUCUUGCUGGAGUCCACGGAUGCUGGUCCCAUAACCAAGCAAUUCGGGUCAGUGGGGAGCUGCACAGAAUGGGGGGCGUUUCCAGCUGGCUUUUAGCUGCCUUUCAUACCCCAUGGGCCUGUUUGCUUUUAUCUUGAGAAGCAGUGAGCACCGCCUUACUCCAGCUGGAUUUAGUACUUGGGGCCGGAUUCUUUUUAGCUGCUUCCAUCUAAGCACCUAACUGAGGCGGAUGGAUUUUCAUGAGCGCUGUGCAGCCCUGGGCUCCUCCCCCAGCUGUAAGGACCAGGAUGAGUGAGUGCUCUUGAAAAUCUGGGCCUCUGUUAGCGUUUAGGGUAGACAGGGCAAUAGCUCCGACUCAGGGUAGGAGGAUCGAAACAGGCAGGGUGGGGGAGAAGUUCACAGGAGGAGCAGAUGAGGCUGAUGGGAAGAAUGGGGGGGGGGAGUCUGUUCUGAGCAGAGGAGGGAAGAGAGGCCAAAGAGAGAGACCUUUUAGAUCUCAAAGAUGGGGGCGUGAGGUUAGAAAGAGUCAGGGUGUGUUUGGAGCUGUCUGAUUUGGGUCAGACGUGGAGAAAGAGGGACGGCGUCUGUGCCGUCUGGUGUAGGAACAGGGCCUCUCUUGUACCUGGCCAGUCUUGGCUGCUUCUAAGCAGCUCCGCCAGCACUGCAAGAUGGGACCAUCUUCAUUCCUUUCCCUGAGGAGUUGGUUUUCUUCCUCUGUGGUUGUUGACUGGCUGUAAAGCUUCGUUCGUGCUAUACUUGGCGGUGGGUGUCAAUAGGGUCUCUUCUAGAGCUGCGCGGGAAGCGGUUUUCCCAUCCUAUGAAUGUUUUUGGAGAGCAAAACAUUUGCCUGCCUCAAAAUUGGGCUGAAAAUUUCCAUCUCCGCCUUUCCUGAGCAGAAGGGCUGAAGAUAAUUUCAGUUGAGGCGUUAAGAUUUUGAUUGUUUUGUAAGUCUGAAUUUAUUCAUUUCAAAACCAAAAGUUGUUUUGACUCCAAAACUGGAAACUUCCCUUGUUAAAACAGGACAUUUGACUGGUUUUAAACCCCCACCCCGCUCCCAGUGUUUUGAACUGAGCAAGUCUGCCAAAGAGGCCCUGUUCACGCUUUGGCUUUGACAAAUGGACGUGGUUUUUUUUCCCCCAGGGGUGGGAACGGUUUGUCAGAUUCCCGACUAGCUCUGAUCUUUGCAUCUAACACCGUGGACCCUCAAUGGAGACUGGACCACUGGGUGCUGCACUGUCUGAAAUUGCUUCUGUUUGCUGGGGGGUAAUUUUGGAAGAGCCGCCCUAAGCAGAUCUGAGACUUGAUUUAGAAACUGGCUGCAUUAGUUACAGAUGGCUUUUCAGUAAGACCUACUCCCCAUUGGAGCUUUGGAAGGGUGCGGGGAGAAAAGAUUUAAUUCUAAACAAAAUCCUCAUUCACCAAGGCUGCUGUUUCCUCCUUUACAUUCUCACGCUUCUUGUAAAUGAAAACACAGGCCAAAACGUAAGGGAAGAUGGGGGCUCUCGGUUUUUUAGGGUGCGGGGGUUAAUUCUCAAGCGCCGAGCACCUUAGCUGACAUCAAUGUGAUCUCAGUACCAGGAGGUGGGGGCGGGGGGAGCCUGGACUCAGUAGCCUUCCUGGGAAGUGAGGUUGGAUUUUUAGUUCACUUGCCCCAGUGCGAAGGACUGAGGGACCUGACUCUGUUAGAGUCAAUAAUACUUUUCAAGUGGAGCAGGAUUGAGCCCUCUUGGCCUCCGUACUUAUUUACUAAAGGGCUUGUCUAACACACAAGUUGUAGCACUUCAACACCACCUGGCUCUCUGCAGCAGGAGAUGACAACAGAGGUCAGGCUCAUUGUCCCCAUUUUACAGAUGGGGACAUGGAGGCACAAUGAGUUGCCCAAGGUCACCCAGUGGCCAAACAGGGAGUAGAACCCAGGUUCAACAAGUCCCUGGUCCAGGGCUCUAUGCACUAGGCCACGCUGCCUCUUUGUGUCUGUCUAGUUAAAGUUGGACAAUCCCAUCUGUGGGCAAGCAGUUCUACUGACACAAAGGUGCUUUAUUUCCCCUCUGGGAAGGGGAAUGGGCUGUACCAAUGUAAGGCACCUCUAGACCAGUCUAACUGUCCACACUAGCGGCUGUACUGUCUUGCUAUCAGUAAACCCCCCCACCCCCCUCCAAGUGACGUAGUUCUGCUGUUACAAACAUUGCUGCAUGGAGCAGGCCUCAGACCUGGUGGUCUUGGAAUGGACAGACUGAUCCCCAGCCCCCUGAACGGGUUUUGAUCCAUUGGAGGAGGGACGCUGUUCACGAGGCCCCACCCACUUUAGCUCCCGAAAGCAGCCUGGUCCCUGGCUGAUUGUUCUCUACCACCGGGCUGAAGAGGCUGCCGCAUUCUUCUCCCAGCAGAAGGGAAAUGGCUUUUUCUGUGUAAGCUGGGUCUGUGUCUAGAGACACAGAGCCCCCAUAACUCUCGUCCAGUGCGUGUUUUUAGCUAUGUUGUGAGUUUUGUAUGAGCUGUCGUCUAACUUUAUACGGUUCUG
Molecule: messenger RNA, 4329 nt
Organism: Mauremys reevesii (Reeves's turtle)
Lineage: Eukaryota; Metazoa; Chordata; Testudines; Geoemydidae
Gene: NFKBIB
Product: NFKB inhibitor beta
Exons: 6
Coding region: 186-1349 (387 amino acids)
Biological process (GO): signal transduction; cellular response to lipopolysaccharide
Cellular component (GO): cytosol
Molecular function (GO): protein binding
Source: RefSeq, a predicted model, not a curated record